Molecule: messenger RNA, 8043 nt
Organism: Sinocyclocheilus grahami
Lineage: Eukaryota; Metazoa; Chordata; Actinopteri; Cypriniformes; Cyprinidae
Product: sodium channel protein type 2 subunit alpha-like
Exons: 27
Coding region: 218-7390 (2390 amino acids)
Biological process (GO): neuronal action potential; sodium ion transmembrane transport; membrane depolarization during action potential
Cellular component (GO): plasma membrane; voltage-gated sodium channel complex
Molecular function (GO): protein binding; voltage-gated sodium channel activity
Source: RefSeq, a predicted model, not a curated record
CUGAGAGCGCCUUUCAGUGGAUAAAAACAUCGCCGUGCCCUCUCAAUCUGUUUGACAACAACCGCGUUUUAGUGGAAGAAAGACACAAUAGACGGAACUAAGGGUAAAACGAAGUUAUUAGAAUUCACCAUCAUCCAGGUUCGAGCCUGACAGGCAUUGCUAUGCUCCCAGACUGACCGGAGAUUAGCUGGUGCAGCUACCAGAGCAGGAUGUCAAUAUGGCUGCUCAGCUGCUCGUUCCACCCGGACCUGACAGCUUUCGACGAUUCUUGCCUGAGUCUCUCGCUGCUAUCGAGCACCGCAUCGCAGAGGAGGCGGCCCAACGGCCCAAAGGCGGGAGACGGCCUGAUGAUGAUGAUGAAAAUGGGCCCAAACCCAACAGCGAUUUGGAGGCGGGAAAAUCCCUGCCCUUCAUCUACGGAGAGAUUCCACCCGAAUUGGUGUCCGUCCCGCUGGAAGACCUGGACACCUACUACAGCAACCAAAAAACCUUUAUAGUAUUGAAUCGUGGGAAGACUAUAUUCCGCUUUAAUGCUACGCCGGCUUUGUAUAUUUUGAGCCCCUUCAAUCCAUUGAGGAGAAUCUCCAUCAAGGUCCUGGUGCAUUCAAUGUUCAGUUUUGUGAUCAUGUGCACAAUCUUGACCAACUGCUCCUUCAUGACCCUCAGCAAUCCCCCGGACUGGGCCAAGAAUGUGGAGUACACGUUCACAGGGAUCUACACCUUUGAGUCCCUGAUAAAGAUCCUGGCACGGGGCUUCUGCGUGGGGAAGUUCACUUUCCUGCGAGACCCCUGGAACUGGCUAGAUUUCAGUGUCAUUCUGAUGGCGUAUGUAACUGAGUUUGUAAACCUAGGCAAUGUGUCAGCUCUCCGCACUUUCAGAGUGCUCAGAGCUUUGAAAACUAUCUCAGUCAUCCCAGGGCUGAAGACUAUCGUUGGCGCUCUGAUCCAGUCCGUGAAGAAGCUGUCAGACGUGAUGAUCCUGACUGUGUUCUGUCUGAGUGUGUUUGCUCUGAUCGGACUGCAGCUCUUCAUGGGAAACCUGCGGCACAAGUGUGUGAAGAUGCCGGAGGUCAAUGUCACUGAAAACCUGACCGCCACGCUGAACUACAGCGCCGGUUUAGAGCUGCGCAAAACCUUUAACUGGACAGAAUACACUAGUGACGAGAGCAAUUAUUAUUUCCUCCCAGGCCGCAGAGAUCCUUUGCUAUGUGGAAAUUCAAGCGAUGCAGGGCAGUGUCCAGAGGGCUUCACGUGUAUAAAAGCAGGUCGUAAUCCUGACUAUGGCUACACAAGCUUUGACACAUUCAGCUGGGCCUUCCUCUCACUCUUCCGACUCAUGACACAAGACUUCUGGGAAAACCUCUACCAGCAGACCCUGCGUGCAGCUGGAAAGCCCUAUAUGAUCUUCUUUGUUCUUGUGAUCUUCCUGGGCUCCUUCUAUCUGGUAAAUCUCAUCCUAGCUGUGGUGGCCAUGGCAUAUGACGAGCAGAACCAGGCCACCAUAGAAGAGGCUCAACAGAAAGAGGAAGAGUUUCAAGCCAUGCUAGAACAGCUAAAGAGACAACAGGAAGAGGCACAGGUUGCCGUGGCAGCAGCAACAGAGAGUGGGGAGUACAGUGGGAGGGGGGGCUUGUCAGAGGAAAGCUCCUCCGGAGGGUCCAGACUCAGCUCCAAGAGCGCUAAAGAGCGAAGGAAUAGGAGGAAGAAAAGAAAACAAAGGGAAGAAGAAGAGAAAGCCGAUCAGGAAAAGUUCCAUAAGUCCGCCUCAGAGGACAGCAUCAGACGGCCUGGAUUUCGAUUCUCCAUCGAUGCCAACCGACUCUCGUAUGAGAAGAAAUGUUCCACUCCAAACCAGUCUCUUCUCAGCAUUCGUGGAUCUCUCUUCUCCCCAAGGAGGAACAGUCGCACCAGUCUGUUCAGUUUUCGCGGUAGAGCGAGAGAUUUUGGCUCCGAGAAUGAUUUUGCAGAUGAUGAGCACAGCACGUUUGAGGAUAGUGACAGUCGCCGCGGAUCGCUCUUCGUACCUCAUUGCAUUGAGAGACGAAGUUCCACUGUCAGUCACUGCAGCCUUGCUCCCAGAAUUAUGCUCCCAGCCAACGGAAAAAUGCACUGCACAGUUGAUUGCAAUGGAGUGGUCUCCCUGGUGGGCGGGACAUCUGUGCCAACAUCACCAAUCGGACGUUUGUUACCUGAGGGCACAACCACUGAGUCUGAGGCACGUAAAAAACGUUCAGGAUCACACCAGCCGUCUGAUUAUCUGGAUGAGACAGUAGCCAGAAAAAGAGCUCUGAGUGUGGCCAGCAUUCUGACAAAUACUAUGGAAGAACUUGAGGAAUCGCGGCAGAAGUGCCCUCCAUGUUGGUACAAGUUUGCCAACAGCUUCUUGAUCUGGGACUGCUGUCCAGCCUGGCUGAGGGUGAAGGAGAUUGUGAACAUGGUGGUGAUGGAUCCGUUUGUAGACCUGGCCAUAACCAUUUGCAUUGUUCUCAACACCCUCUUCAUGGCUAUGGAACACUACCCUAUGACAGACGGGUUCAACCAUGUGCUGUCAGUUGGGAACCUGGUAUUCACAGGAAUCUUCACAGCAGAGAUGUGUCUAAAGGUAAUUGCUCUAGACCCAUAUUACUACUUCCAAGAAGGCUGGAAUAUCUUUGAUGGCAUCAUUGUGAGCCUGAGUCUUAUGGAACUGGGCCUGGCCAAUGUUGAGGGACUUUCUGUGUUGCGGUCUUUUAGAUUGUUAAGAGUCUUUAAGCUGGCAAAGUCUUGGCCCACGCUGAACAUGCUGAUAAAGAUCAUUGGUAACUCAGUUGGUGCUUUGGGAAAUCUAACCCUCGUCCUGGCCAUCAUUGUCUUCAUCUUCGCUGUGGUGGGAAUGCAGUUGUUUGGAAGGAGCUACCGUGAGUGUGUCUGCAAGAUCUCAGAUGAUUGUGAGUUGCCGCGGUGGCACAUGGACGAUUUCUUCCAUUCCUUCCUGAUUGUGUUCCGGGUGCUUUGUGGCGAAUGGAUCGAAACCAUGUGGGACUGCAUGGAAGUGGCGGGGCAGUCAAUGUGUCUCAUCGUCUUCAUGAUGGUCAUGGUCAUUGGGAAUCUGGUGGUGUUGAACCUGUUCCUGGCCUUGCUGCUGAGCUCUUUCAGUGCCGAUAAUCUGGCCGCCACUGAUGAGGACAGCGAAAUGAACAACCUGCAGAUCGCCGUGGGCAGAAUACAGAAAGGUAUCGCUUUGGUCAAGUCCGCUUUACGCCACUUUCUCCAAAGCCUCUGCCUGGCCGGCUCCAAACCUCGUGCUCUAGAUGAAGAGAAACCCCUUGACGACCUCCACAGUGACGGCAAGGAGAAUUGCUUGUCCAAUCACGUUCCGGUGGCCGUCGACCUCACAAAAGACUAUCUGAAGGAGGACUGCGUCUCCCCUGGUAAUGGAGUGGAAGGUCACGUAAAGUAUGGAAUUGAGGAAGGCAACUACAUGUCGUUCAUACACAAUCCCAGCCUCACUGUUACAGUACCAAUUGCGGUGGGAGAGUCGGACUUUGAAAAUCUGAACACGGAAGAUUUUAGUAGUGACUCGUCUGACAUCGAGGGCAGUAAAGAGAAGCUGCCUGUUGAUGCGGUUCUCAGUUCUUCAGAAGGGAGCACAGUGGAUAUCCGACCCCCUGGAGAGGGGGUGGAGUCUGUGGAGCUGGAGCCGGAAGAGUCCCUGGACCCAGAGGCCUGCUUCACAGAAGGCUGUGUGAUGAGGUUUCAGUGCUGUCAGGUCGAUGUGGAGACGGGAAGAGGGAAGAGUUGGUGGAUUCUCAGGAAAACCUGCUUCAUUAUUGUAGAGCACAACUGGUUUGAGUCCUUUAUCAUCUUUAUGAUAUUACUCAGCAGUGGAGCACUGGCUUUUGAGGACAUUUACAUCGAGCAACGUAAAACAAUAAAGACAGUGUUGGAAUAUGCAGAUAAAGUCUUCACAUACAUCUUUAUAUUGGAGAUGCUUCUGAAGUGGGUUGCAUAUGGCUUCGUCAAAUACUUCACCAACGCCUGGUGUUGGCUUGACUUCCUGAUUGUUGAUGUGUCAUUGGUGAGUCUGGUAGCAAAUGCUCUUGGUUACUCUGAACUAACUGCCAUUAAGUCCCUGAGAACACUGCGUGCUCUUAGACCUUUGAGAGCAUUGUCACGCUUUGAAGGAAUGAGGGUAAGACACACGCAAACACACAUCAUGUGGUGUGAUUUAACCAAGCAGGACAUGUUCCUGGAUAACAAGUUUCAAGGCCUCAUCUUUGACGUAAUCACCAAACAAGCCUUCGACAUUGUGAUUAUGAUCCUGAUCUGCUUGAACAUGGUGACCAUGAUGGUGGAAACCGACGAUCAGACAAAGGAGAUGGACAAUAUUCUGUACUGGAUAAACCUGGUUUUCAUCAUCCUCUUUACUGGAGAAUCUGUUCUCAAGAUGAUCUCCCUACGACACUACUACUUCACCAUUGGCUGGAAUGUGUUUGACUUCGUAGUGGUGAUUCUUUCAAUUGUUGGCAUGUUCCUCUCUGAGAUGAUCGAGAAAUAUUUUGUAUCGCCAACCUUAUUCCGAGUCAUCCGACUUGCCAGAAUCGGUCGCAUUCUUCGUCUCAUCAAAGGAGCCAAAGGCAUUCGUACACUCCUGUUUGCCUUGAUGAUGUCACUUCCUGCCUUGUUCAAUAUUGGCCUCCUCCUGUUCCUGGUCAUGUUUAUCUAUGCCAUUUUUGCAAUGUCCAACUUUGCUUAUGUGAAGCAUGAGGCGGGGAUUGAUGAUUUGUUUAACUUUGAGACAUUCGGGAACUCAAUGCUUUGCUUGUUCCAGAUUACCACUUCUGCAGGAUGGGAUGGCCUCCUGGCACCCAUCCUGAACAAGCAAGAUCCAGAUUGCGACAGUCGAUUGGAGCAUCCGGGCAGCAUGUACCGCGGCGACUGUGGAAACCCCUCGGUCGGCAUCUUCUUCUUUGUGAGCUACAUCAUCAUCUGCUUCCUGAUUGUGGUGAACAUGUACAUCGCUGUGAUCUUGGAGAACUUCAGCGUAGCCACAGAGGAGAGCGCUGAACCGCUGAGCGAGGACGACUUUGAAAUGUUCUACGAAGUCUGGGAGCGAUUCGACCCCAACGCCACGCAGUUCGUGGAGUACAACAAGCUUUCUGACUUUGCGGACGCUCUGGAUCCUCCGUUACGUAUCCCCAAGCCAAACAAGAUCCAGCUCAUAGCCAUGGACCUGCCCAUGGUCAGUGGCGACCGCAUCCACUGCCUGGACAUCCUGUUUGCCUUUACCCUGAGGGUACUGGGAGAGGAGGGUGAGAUGGAUGCCCUGAGGGGACAGAUGGAAGAUCGUUUCAUGGCCUCCAAUCCCUCUAAAGUCUCGUACGAGCCCAUCACGACAACCCUCCGCAGGAAACAGGAGGAGAUGUCAUCUGUGAUCAUCCAGAGGGCCUUCCGACGGUACCGUAUAAGGCAAACGGUAAAGAAGGCCUCCGAAGCCUACCGACAGCAGCUGCAAGAUGGGAGUGUGCGCAUCCCGGAGAAAGAGGUGCUCGUCAUUGGAAAGUUUCAAGAGAACUCUGCAUCGGACAAAACAGAUAUGACUCCGUCCUCUGCCUCUCCACCGUCUUAUAACAGCGUGGCCAAGUCAGAGAAAGACAAAUAUGAAAAAGAGAGGAGAGAGAAGGAGGACAAAGCAAAAGAUUGCCAGUGUCGACACGACGAACACACACACACACACACACACACACACACGCCUGCAUGUGACUGUUCAAUCCCUUCUUACGCCCUUAACCUCUUCAUUGGUGUCAUCAUUGAUAACUUCAAUCAGCAGAAGAAAAAGCUAGGAGGUCAGGAUAUCUUCAUGACAGAAGAACAGAAGAAAUAUUACAACGCCAUGAAGAAACUGGGAUCUAAAAAGCCUCAGAAGCCAAUUCCCAGGCCUGCGAACAAGUUUCAAGGCCUCAUCUUUGACGUAAUCACCAAACAAGCCUUCGACAUUGUGAUUAUGAUCCUGAUCUGCUUGAACAUGGUGACCAUGAUGGUGGAAACCGACGAUCAGACAAAGGAGAUGGACAAUAUUCUGUACUGGAUAAACCUGGUUUUCAUCAUCCUCUUUACUGGAGAAUCUGUUCUCAAGAUGAUCUCCCUACGACACUACUACUUCACCAUUGGCUGGAAUGUGUUUGACUUCGUAGUGGUGAUUCUUUCAAUUGUUGGCAUGUUCCUCUCUGAGAUGAUCGAGAAAUAUUUUGUAUCGCCAACCUUAUUCCGAGUCAUCCGACUUGCCAGAAUCGGUCGCAUUCUUCGUCUCAUCAAAGGAGCCAAAGGCAUUCGUACACUCCUGUUUGCCUUGAUGAUGUCACUUCCUGCCUUGUUCAAUAUUGGCCUCCUCCUGUUCCUGGUCAUGUUUAUCUAUGCCAUUUUUGCAAUGUCCAACUUUGCUUAUGUGAAGCAUGAGGCGGGGAUUGAUGAUUUGUUUAACUUUGAGACAUUCGGGAACUCAAUGCUUUGCUUGUUCCAGAUUACCACUUCUGCAGGAUGGGAUGGCCUCCUGGCACCCAUCCUGAACAAGCAAGAUCCAGAUUGCGACAGUCGAUUGGAGCAUCCGGGCAGCAUGUACCGCGGCGACUGUGGAAACCCCUCGGUCGGCAUCUUCUUCUUUGUGAGCUACAUCAUCAUCUGCUUCCUGAUUGUGGUGAACAUGUACAUCGCUGUGAUCUUGGAGAACUUCAGCGUAGCCACAGAGGAGAGCGCUGAACCGCUGAGCGAGGACGACUUUGAAAUGUUCUACGAAGUCUGGGAGCGAUUCGACCCCAACGCCACGCAGUUCGUGGAGUACAACAAGCUUUCUGACUUUGCGGACGCUCUGGAUCCUCCGUUACGUAUCCCCAAGCCAAACAAGAUCCAGCUCAUAGCCAUGGACCUGCCCAUGGUCAGUGGCGACCGCAUCCACUGCCUGGACAUCCUGUUUGCCUUUACCCUGAGGGUACUGGGAGAGGAGGGUGAGAUGGAUGCCCUGAGGGGACAGAUGGAAGAUCGUUUCAUGGCCUCCAAUCCCUCUAAAGUCUCGUACGAGCCCAUCACGACAACCCUCCGCAGGAAACAGGAGGAGAUGUCAUCUGUGAUCAUCCAGAGGGCCUUCCGACGGUACCAUUUAAGGCAAAUGGUAAAGAAGGCCUCUGAAGCCUACCGACAACAGCUACAGGAUGGGGGUGUGCGUAUCCUGGAGAAAGAGGUGCUUGUCAUUGGAAAGUUUCAAGAGAACUCUGCAUCGGACAAAACAGAUAUGACUCCGUCCUCUGCCUCUCCACCGUCUUAUAACAGCGUGGCCAAGUCAGAGAAAGACAAAUAUGAAAAAGAGAGGAGAGAGAAGGAGGACAAAGCAAAAGAUGCAAGAGACAGAAAAAAAUGAACAAGGGACUGAAACAGAGACUGUUCUUUUCAACUGAGACACUGUUUACAGAGCAGAGCGCGAGCACUGGGGUGCAAUUCACCUCAAGCGGUUUUGGAACUAAUGCCAAACUGAGUGUGUGUGAGGCGGAGUGUGUGUAUGUGCGUGUGUCUAGACUAUUGUGUGCGUGUGCACCGAGCUAGCCUUAGGGUGCAUUUAUGGUGUUGACGGAAAGCGUUGAUUCGAGGACAGUGCCAGUGUCGACACGACGAACACACACACACACACACGCUUGAGAAUGACUGUUGAAUCCCUAAGGACGCUGGUGUGAAACAAAAUGGCAAGUAUAGAGUGGUGUGUGAGUUUGUCUUUUAGUUUUGAGUGUUGUUACACAAUCCCGAGGACUGAAAGAAACUGUUAUAGUCAUCAGUAGCUAGUGCUAACACUACCGCUGGUGUCUUUCUUAUUGAAUGGCGUAUUAUAUACCUGCACAUUUUUGUUAGCUCAUUUUUUAAAUCAUGUUGAACUUUUCUACUCAUGGGUUUGAUUGUCUGAACAUUUAAGGGCACGUCUGUGGAAGGGGCUGGGGAAUGUCGAUCAUAUCCGGUAGUGAAUUAUCUGAACAGGACCUCAUUUACUUUAGCGUUAGCAAAUACAGAACAAACCACACACAC